AUGGCAUCAAUACAUCCGAAUCGGCAUCCAGUCCGCGAUUUGUUCAGUGCUCAUAACUUUGACGUUGACAUUGAUAUUGCCUUACCUCCACCGCUCCAAAGCGCUUCUACGACUUCAUCAGUGGGUUCAGUGGAUGCAAGUUCGAGAAAUAAUUCAACUCUUUCGACAACCUCUUCAUCGACGGUAAUGAAUAACAGUGGCGGAUCACGACCGUUAAGUUUGGAGGAUUAUAAACGACGUAAGGGAUUGAUAUAG
Molecule: messenger RNA, 255 nt
Organism: Anisakis simplex (herring worm)
Lineage: Eukaryota; Metazoa; Nematoda; Chromadorea; Rhabditida; Anisakidae
Source: the annotation of a GenBank genome assembly